ACUAGUAAGCACUCACACAUACUCCAUAUUCUCCCCAAAUUUCUGGUUCAAUUGUCUUUCCUCUUCCAAGACAAAAACAUGGGUGUCACCACAUUUACCCAAGAGUUCCCCACCCUCAUCGCUCCAUCUAGAAUGUUCAAGGCUUUGAUUGUUGAUUCCCACAACCUCAUUCCCAAGAUUGCCCCUCAGGAUAUCAAGAGCAUCGAGUUCGUUGAAGGAGAUGGAGGAGCUGGAAGCAUCAAGGUUACCAACUUUGCUGAAGGUGGUCACUUGAAGUUUCUAAAGCACAAAAUUGACUUCCUCGACACGGAGAACUUGGUCUGCAAGUACACUCUAAUUGAAGGCGAUGUGAUCUUCGACAAGAUCGAAAAGGUCAUCUAUGAGGUUCAAUUCUUGGCUUCAAGCAAUGGUGGAUGCAUAUGUAAGAUGAUCAGUGAAUAUCACGCUAAGGGGGAUGUAGAACUCAAUGAAGAAGAUAUCAAACGGGGCAAAGAAAAGGCUACGGGACUCUACAAAGUUAUUGAAGAGUUCCUAUUGGCAAACCCUGAUGCCUAUGCAUAAAUUGCGUCUUCUUUUGCCAGCUCCAUGAUGCGUCAUUUUGCCCUAAUUUGCCCUAUUUGUCGCUACAAGGGAUAUGCGAGUGUGAUCUAUUAUAGUUCUAAGUGCGAUUGAAUUGUAAUUCUAGGUGUAAUUGAAUAAAUUUGCAUUUGAAUGGUUGAUGUUC
Eucalyptus grandis is the source of this 724-nucleotide messenger RNA. RefSeq names its product major strawberry allergen Fra a 1.07. Gene Ontology annotation, biological process: abscisic acid-activated signaling pathway; defense response. Gene Ontology annotation, cellular component: nucleus; cytoplasm. Gene Ontology annotation, molecular function: signaling receptor activity; abscisic acid binding; protein phosphatase inhibitor activity. Lineage: Eukaryota; Viridiplantae; Streptophyta; Magnoliopsida; Myrtales; Myrtaceae. The coding region runs from base 79 to 561 and encodes 160 amino acids. The record is from RefSeq and is a predicted model, not a curated record. The transcript is spliced from 2 exons.